ACGAGUGAGCGCCUGUUUUCCUCUAACUCCAUGGUGCUGCUGGGGUUCAGAGCAACUGUGCAGUAGUUCGGAAGACUUGGGCUAACUGUUUCUUGGUUUUUUUUUUUUUGUUUUUUAAGGUGGCCUGGGGUGUGGGGGCAAGCAGACAGACAUCACUUCCAGCACUGAAGGAGGCCUUUUAGGGAGGGGUGCUGUAGUCUGGCAGUGCGCCAUUCCCUUCCAUGGUCGUUGUGAGCCAUACAGUCAUCCUUGGCCCGGUCCCGCCCUUGGGGAAGAAUGGGCCCCUCUGUCCAGAGGCCCCUGAGACGUGCUGAGCAUCCAGACAUGGCAAAGCGCCUGCAGGGUGUGGGGUCUCCCCUGCAGGAUCCUGCUUGUUCGUUUCCGGCGGGAGAAAUGGACAAUGGGGUCUCUAAGGACUGUUUCCCGCCACUGGCCCCAUUGUUGCCAUCCUUGCCUUCCUCCUGGGCCUCUCUGUUUUGCAAAAGGCUAGUGAGACCCUGGACAGACAAAGCCUGUGUCUUGAAAGCCCUUGAGUGAGGUGUGCGCUGGGUUUCUUAGGACAUCAAUCAGAUCCUUGCUGCCUCUACCUCAUGACUCCUGGGAAACAGCUUCAGCUCCGGUGCUGAGCGGAGUGAGAGUGGAGUUCUAGAAAUGUGUGACCUCCCUUGAAAGCUUUUCAUCCAUCAUCAGUCCCAGCAGACUAUUCAUUCAGAUGAAGCUGCGCAGAGCCCAGACACGCGGCUCCUUGCCUCAGACUACACCAAUGAAGGUACCUGGCAGUGCCACGCCCUACAUAGGUCCUGGAAUGGCUACUUUGGAAUAUUUAUAGUCAGAUAACUUAAUCACACCUGUGUGUAAUCUGAGUGUGGACAGAGAGCAUGCUCCUUUGACAUAGACUGCUUCUGGAGAGGGAGGGGUAAUGAGGGUAAGAGGUCAUUCCUGAAGAGUGGGCAACGGCAUUUUCUCCCUCCAUAUCUGCCUCUCUUCUCCCCAAGCUCCACGGAGUGCUAAGGGUUUAGACCAUCUGGAAGGGGAAGGCUGGUCCAGUGGCCUCAAGUCUGCUCUAGGGAACAGGUAGUGAAGGCCCCAAACAGUAGAGGCAGAGACAGCAAGGGGAAUGGUGUGUGUGUGUGUGUGUGAGCAGGGGUACCCAAAUCACAGGAGCUAGCCUGGGAAGCCCUGUGGGAACCAGAGACACCUCCAAGUAAAGCCCUGGCAGCUGAGGAGCAAAGUGUGGGUGCCAGUGUCAGGUAAAGUUGCUGGGGCUUUCUGGUCUGAGAAUACCACCAGGAGCAGCAGACAAGAAUCUGCGUCCAAGCAACCCUGUCUAGAAGUCAGUGUGUGGGAGGGCUCUCGUAUAAUUCUCCCGGUGGCCGAAUUCUGAGCUUGGAUGGAGCAGAGCCUUUCCCUGCAGAAUACAUGGACACCUGCUGCCUUUGAGACACCUGUCCUGCCGAUGGAUUUGGAGGAUAACACUGUGCACCUGGGUGAUAGGGUAGUAGUCUUGGGCGUGUUCAGUUUGGAAGCCGUCACUGUCUCUGCUAGGGAUAGGCAAGGAGGAUCAGGCCGUGAGUGAGCAUAGACAAGAUUUGCCAUUCCCAGACAUUUAGCCUUGAAGGAGGGUCCAGCAGCUUGACCAAGGCUCUAUCUGUUUCCAGGCAGGGCCUUCCUAGGAGUCACUCAACUCUUUAUUUUUGAAGGAAGGAGGUCUUCCUGGCUCCUGGGCUGCCUUCCACCCUAGGCUGGGCCCGCUGCCAGCACCCAGCCGCUCACAUCCGGCCCCCUCCCUCCUCCAUACUCACUAGAGAGCCAACAUCUGUCUAUCUGCCCGCCCCUCUCCUUCGACCCCAGAAGACACUCUGUUUCCCGCCUAAUUAUUGUCGCUGUAGGGUGGGGGGGCUGGAAGGACGUCCUCUAUGGUUCGCUUCAGGGUUUUUGGUAGGUUUUCAGGAAAGGAAGUCUUGGUCAACAGAAUUUGCAUGAGAGUGAUUUUCAGUUGUAGGCCCUGGCGAUAACCUGAGGCUGCGGGCCAGGACCAGUACAGCCUCAGGGGUAUCUAGACCUGAGAUUCCGUAUGGUUGUCUGUAGAGUGGACCCUGAAGCUGGCCUCUGUAUGUCUCGGACAGUAGACCCACUCGAGGCAAACCCUGUCAUUCUCGGCCAUCGCCUGGGUCGUCGCGACCCCAAACCAUCAGCCGGAACCCAAGGAGCCCCCCCCCCCCCCGAUGGCUGGGAGGAUAAGAAUGAGUGUCGGACUGGCCGCGGAGGCCUCUUCCACUUCCGGCGUCUGAUCUCUGCGAGCAGACACUACGGCUCAGACUGCCGGCAGCGGGGACAGCAACCGCUUCCAGCUACCGGCCGGGAGCCUUGGGAAGUACGACCUUGCACUGAGUGUCUCUCAAUCAUGGAUCACGAUGACCCAGCCGAAGCGUUGACUGAGCUGCGCGAGAAGCGGCUGGGCUUCCUGGACAUAUUGCAAGCGGCGGCAGGUUCAGGAUUGGCCGUUUAUACUAUGUGGGCGCUGCUGCUGCAGCCGGGCUUCCGCCGGGUGCCUCUGAGGCUGCAGGUGCCCUACGUUGGCGCGAGUGCCCGGCAGGUUGAGAACGUGCUGUCACUGUUUCGAGACCGCCCUGGAAAAAUGGUGGAUCUAGGCUCUGGUGAUGGCAGGAUCGUGCUGGCGGCCCACCAGUGUGGCCUCCGUCCAGCUGUGGGUUAUGAGCUGAACCCGUGGCUUGUGGGACUUGCACGGCUGCAUGCCUGGAGGGCCGGUUGUUCCGGGAGUGUCUGCUACCAUAGAAAAGAUCUCUGGAAGGUGAGCCUCAGGGACUGUCACAAUGUGUCUGUGUUCCUGGCUCCCAGCGUGCUCCAACUGCUAGAGGACAAAAUGCAAGCGGAGCUCCCUGCAGGGGCCCGGGUGGUAUCUGGACGAUUCCCCCUUCCCACCUGGCAGCCUGUAGCUGUGGUGGGCGAGGGCACCGACAGAGUUUGGGCCUAUGAUGUCCAUGGUACCGGGCCAGCUGUGUCUUAUGGGGUACCCAUCAAGGCCACCCCAGAGUCUGGUUCUACCUUGGUCCCUGGGGCCCCUGUUUGACAAGCUGGCUGACUGGAUAAAAUAAAGACUCUGUGGUUUCCAUCCUGAA
Messenger RNA from Mastomys coucha (southern multimammate mouse), 3140 nucleotides. It is a transcript of the gene Antkmt, whose product is annotated as adenine nucleotide translocase lysine methyltransferase. The record is from RefSeq and is a predicted model, not a curated record. Gene Ontology annotation, biological process: positive regulation of proton-transporting ATP synthase activity, rotational mechanism; peptidyl-lysine trimethylation; regulation of mitochondrial ATP synthesis coupled proton transport. Gene Ontology annotation, molecular function: protein-lysine N-methyltransferase activity. Gene Ontology annotation, cellular component: mitochondrion. The transcript has 5 exons. Lineage: Eukaryota; Metazoa; Chordata; Mammalia; Rodentia; Muridae. The coding region runs from base 2075 to 3091 and encodes 338 amino acids.